Molecule: messenger RNA, 1110 nt
Organism: Tilletiaria anomala UBC 951
Lineage: Eukaryota; Fungi; Basidiomycota; Exobasidiomycetes; Georgefischeriales; Tilletiariaceae
Product: arsenical-resistance protein ACR3
Exons: 3
Coding region: 1-1110 (369 amino acids)
Biological process (GO): arsenite transport; antimonite transmembrane transport
Cellular component (GO): plasma membrane
Molecular function (GO): antiporter activity; arsenite transmembrane transporter activity; antimonite transmembrane transporter activity
Source: RefSeq, a predicted model, not a curated record
AUGGCGCAUGGUGCAGACGUACAAGGCACGACGGCCAAGGGCAUUCUCGUCGGGCUGGGCUGGUUGGACAGGCUACUGUCACUCUUCAUAAUACUAGCUAUGGUCUUGGGCGUCAUCAUCGGAGAAUUUGCGCCAAACGUAAAGGAGAACCUCACAAAAGGUGAUCUUAAGGGUGUCUCGGCUCCUCUCGUAGUGGGGCUGAUUGUCAUGAUGUGGCCAAUCUUGACAAAAGUCCAAUAUGAGAAGGUACCGCAGACGUUUCAAACGCGAAAGAUCUGGGCCCAGAUCGCCGUCUCGCUCAUCCUCAAUUGGGUCGUUGGGCCCUUUCUCAUGCUAGCAUUGUCAUGGGCUACACUACCAGACUUGGAAUCGUACCGUAUCGGCAUCAUCAUGGUCGGCCUUGCUCGCUGCAUCGCCAUGGUCAUGAUCUGGAAUCAGAUUGCGCGUGGCGACCCUGACAUUUGCGCCAUCAUCGUCAUCAUCAACUCGCUACUUCAGAUCGUCCUCUACGCGCCAUACAGUCUCUUAUUCGUCAACGUCAUCUCUGGAUCCAGGGAGUUUGAGCUUCGAUACGGCGACACAGCUAUUGCCGUGCUGAUAUACCUUGGCAUUCCGCUAGCCGCAGGUGUAGCCACGCGCUUUUCAGUCAUGGGCGCCUUCGGCAAGCAUUUCUUCGAGAAUAAGUUUCUUCCCUUCUUUGGCCCUCUCUCCCUCAUCGGCCUGCUCUACACGAUCAUCAUCAUAUUCGCUGAGCAAGCACGACGGAUCCUCGACAACUUGGGUCCAACCUUCCGCACCUUCGUUCCCUUGGUACUCUACUUUGCUCUUAUGUGGAGCUUGGGCUUCUUCCUUGUCUGGGGGCUCUCCAAACGGUACGGCCGAGGAACGUGGGGCUAUCAAAUGGCUGUCGUGCAAGCCUUUACUGCAGGUAGCAACAACUUCGAGCUCGCCAUCGCCGUUUGCGUGUCGGUGUAUGGCGCAGACUCCGACCAGGCACUUGCAGCCACAAUCGGACCGCUGGUAGAAGUACCAGUGCUGCUGAUACUCUCUUGGGUCGCGCUCUCCCUGGGUAGAAAACUCAAGUCCCAUGAAGCUGCACUCGUCUCUUGA